This is a messenger RNA of Apis florea (little honeybee), 2261 nucleotides long. RefSeq names its product Carbonic anhydrase-related protein B (gene CARPB). The record is from RefSeq and is a predicted model, not a curated record. Lineage: Eukaryota; Metazoa; Arthropoda; Insecta; Hymenoptera; Apidae. Gene Ontology annotation, biological process: one-carbon metabolic process. Gene Ontology annotation, molecular function: zinc ion binding; carbonate dehydratase activity.
AUCAAUUCAACAAAUUCCUAUUAGAGAAGGGUGGAAAAAUCGCGAGUAGGUCGCGGGCAAAGGGCACACAGGUGCGCCAGAUCCCGAAGGAGGCUUCCAUCCUCGCCUCCUAGUCCUAGCCCGAUAAAGUGCGCAGACGUCCUCGCACGCCGACGAGGAUGGCCGAGUGGAAGAACAGUGGAGGCGCGAAACGCUCGUUCCCCCGUGUCCGGAAGCAUCGAUGUGGCCUGAACGUCGCACGAGGAGAGAGCCUGCCAGAGUAGGAUGGAGCGAGGUGGAAACUAGCCUCAUUCCCUAUACGGCCGCGCGGGUGGGUGAGAGCGAGAGAAAAGGAUAACGCGGCCGCGCACGCGCGCCACCAGCCUCCGGAACGGCCGACGAGAGAUCUAGAUGGAGUACGGAUCGGGUGGGAGUGCGAGAAGGGGUGGAGAGAGGGAGAAGGAGGAACGUAUACACUGGUCUCGUAGGGCAGUCGUUCCUCCUUCGUCGUUCCUUCGCAAAGGCGCAGACCGCUUUUAAUCAAAAUUAUUUUGCGCGACAGGGAGAUAUAAAAGAGAAGGAAAGAUCGCGAAACUACGAUCCAACGACGACCGUUACCGUUCAUUAUCAACGUUCAACGAUAUAUACGUAAAACCGGUGUCGUCUUUCGCUCGUUGCAGUAUUAUCGGUCGCGUAUCACGGUGUCGCUGCUCCCUCGUACCAGCAGUGCAAAGUGGUGGUGCCGGUGGCUGAACGAGAGGAGCAGGCGGAAGAAAGGCGGAGGAAGCUACGAGACGAAAUCCUCGUCCUUUUCGUCGUCGUGCACGGGGUCGACCGUGUAUCGUGUUCCCUCUCUCUUUUGCCCUGUAGAAUCGAGCCGAAUGAUGCCCAAUUGACGAACACCAAGUCCUAGGAAUGGCCCCCUUCAGUUCCGUCUUCCUGGGCGUCUGGGGAGUGUUCGUGAUCGUCCUUAUACAAGAAUCUAGGCCCGUCAGCUGGGAGGAAUGGUGGACCUAUGACGGUAUUUCCGGUCCCGGCUUCUGGGGUCUGAUCAAUCCGGAUUGGUGGCUGUGUCACAAGGGCAGACGUCAAUCGCCGGUGAACCUGGAACCGUCCAGGCUCCUCUUCGAUCCGAACCUGCAACCCCUCCACGUGGACAAGCACAGGGUAGGCGGUGUGCUGGCGAACACUGGCCACAGCGUGGUCUUCGCCGUGGACAAUGACACGCGCCAUCCUGUGAACAUAUCCGGUGGCCCGUUGAGCUACCGGUAUCAGUUCCACGAGAUACAUUUGCAUUUUGGAUUGGACGAUCGGACCGGUAGCGAGCACACCGUGGACGGACACGCGUUUCCCGCGGAGUUGCAAAUAUUCGGCUUCAACUCGCAACUGUACAACAACUUCUCGGAUGCGUUACAACGGGCACAGGGGAUCGUGGCGUUGUCUCUUCUUCUCCAGGUUGGAGACCUCUCGAAUCCAGAGCUUCGAAUAUUCACCGAGCAGCUGGAUAAAAUCAAAUAUGGAGGCCAGGCGAUGGAGAUUAAACGUUUCGUGGUGCGGGAACUGCUACCGGACACGAAAUAUUACAUGACGUACGACGGCUCCAUCACGAUGCCAGCCUGCCACGAGACCACCACGUGGAUCAUCCUGAACAAGCCGAUAUACAUCACAAAGCAGCAGCUUCUCGCGUUGCGACAAUUGAUGCAAGGAGACAAGGAUCAUCCGAACGCGCCACUAGGGAAUAAUUUCAGACCGCCGCAGCCGCUUCAUCAUCGUCCCGUUCGAACAAACAUCGACUUCAACGUUCAGCCAACAGCUGGAAAUAACCCCCUUGGCAAGUUACGGGGGUGGCUGGAGGUGAACUACGCUUUCCCUGGGUUAAACUGGAGCCACGCAGUUAAGAGGAUAGAAACCCACUGACAUAUCAAUUAAUGAGCGCGACCAGUGGUCAUCGUAUCGAUCAGAUCGAGCAGAGGCCAUCGUGGCGCGAAUGGUUGAGAGGAAGAGUGAGAGAGCGUACGAAAGAAAGAGAGAACGAGCGAGUGAGAAAAGAAGAGAGGUCAGAAUGUCGAGAAAAAGAGAGAAAGAGAUUAAAAAGAAGAAAAAUGCUUCGUUGUACUAUUAGACGUGAACUGCCAAGUAUGUUUCCAGUAACGAAGAAAAAAAAAAAAAAAAAACAACAAGAACACGCAGAUACACAACAAGUACACAGAGAGACACGUACAGAAGAUAUACCUAUAUAUAGAUUACAAUUUAGCGGAGAUAAGGUUAAAAAAAAAAAAAAA